AAGUAUUGUAAAACAAAGCUACGAGUAAUGUUCAAUUUUACUCUUUUCUCCAUGGUUUUUUUUUUUUAAUUUUUUUUAAUUUAUUUUUUUAAAUUUAUUUUUAUUAUUUUCUUUUAUUUUUUUCUAAAAAAAAAAGGAAUUGAUCAGUCACCUUUCAACUACCAGUAUCAAAAAAGUAAAAAAUCAAAUGUAUAUGUAUCGCGUGUAUGCUUUGCUUGAAGCUGAGAUUUCCAAUUGAUUAACCCAAAAUUGGCUCUUUCCAAAUUCUUUGCUUAAAUCAGCUACAUUCCUUUAUAUUCCCUAAUUUUCUCAAUAUAAUACUGAAAUCUUCACCAAAAAUGGCAAUACCAUUUGAAAAACAGCCAUUAAUAAAAACUUGUCUAAGUAAAUUGGUUGAAUUAAAGAUUGAAUGGCAGAAGAAGAGUCUUUGGAGUAUACUCCCACUUGGAUAGUUGCACUUGUCUGCUUCGUUUUUGUUCUCCUUUCUCUUGCUGCUGAGCGAGGCCUUCAUCUUCUUGGCAAGUGCUUGAAGAGAAAGGGACAAGAAUCGUUAUAUGAGGCCUUGCAAAAAAUAAAAGGAGAGUUGAUGUUGUUGGGAUUUAUCUCUCUACUUCUGACAGUCUUCCAAGGAUUUGUAAGUGACAUAUGCAUUCCAAAGCAUCUUACAAACUAUAUGCUACCUUGCAAAAAGGAAAAUGCUGAUCAUGAAGGCAAUAGUCAUAGCAAAUAUGCUUAUCAACCUUCCUGGAGUAAACGACGACUUCUUGCUGAAGCUAGUAGUCACUGUGAACUAAAGGGAAAAGCUCAAUUAGUAUCAUUGGAAGGGUUGCAUCAACUACACAUCUUUAUCUUUGUCUUGGCAAUUGUUUAUGUUAUCUCCUGUGCAGCAAUCAUGAUUCUUGGAGGCUUCAAGGUGCGGAAAUGGAAGCAUUGGGAAGACUCAUUACGACGUGAGAUUGAAAAAGCACAAAAAGCCGAAAAAGAGGCUAUUGCUAAAGGUGAAGAAUCAGAUAGGGUUAAUCAUAUUUAUACUCAACAUCGCCGUGAGUUCUUUAAGACCCGAAGAGGAUAUUCAACUGUUUUAGGUGUAACGAUGUCAUUUUUCAAACAAUUUUAUGGCUCUGUGAAGAAGUCUGACUACAUCAACAUGCGACAUGGAUUCAUUAUGACUCACUGCCCUACAAAUCUCAAAUAUAAUUUCCACAAGUACAUGCUACGGACUUUAGAAUAUGAUUUCAAGAAAGUGGUUGGCAUAAGCUGGUACUUGUGGGUAUUUGUUGUGCUCUUUUUGUUGCUCAACCUGAAAGGAUGGCAUGCAUAUUUCUGGUUAUCGUUUCUUCCUCUCAUUCUUCUGCUUAUUGUGGGUACCAAACUGGAACACAUUAUUGUAUGUUUGGCUGAUGAGAUUGAGGAAAAAGAUAAGAAGAAUAUUCCUGUCCAGAACCAGACACAGGGAACAGAUGAAAAAGAAUUUUGGGUGCAACCAUCUGACAAACACUUUUGGUUUGGAAGUCCCAGCCUUUUUCUGUACAUGAUUCACUUCAUUUUGUUCCAGAACUCUUUUGAGAUAGCUUUUUUCUUGUGGGUUUUGUUUACAUAUGGUGUCCAUUCAUGCAUUCUUGACAAAGUAGGCUUCAUUAUCCCCCGGCUUAUUGUUGGCGUGAUUGUUCAAGUGCUCUGCAGUUACAGUACAUUGCCUCUGUACACAAUUGUUAGCCAGAUGGGAAGUAUGUUUAAGCACGGAAUUUUUGACAAGGAAGUCCACAAUAUAUUGAAGAACUGGGUUGAAGAUGGAAAAGAUGCUGUAGGUGGUUCACAUAGCUCACAUAGAAUUGAGAUGCAGAAUUUGGCCCCAGAAUCUUGGGAAAUUAUUUCUGGUGCUGAAGAGACGACUACUUGUGUUGAAAAUUUUACAGCACCUUAGAAUACUGCUCGUCCUAGUUCAACUUACAACUGGCAAGCUAUGCUUAAUGUUACAUAUGAACUUUAUGUCGCGGUUAUAUUUAGCUAUUAUCGUAGUGUACAAUUUUAGCCAUUCAUUAUUAUGACAUAGACCUAUACGUUUAUAUGUGAGGAUUCUUGUGAUGAUUCUGAAACCCUCCCAAUAUCAGUUCUAAGUAACAGUAUACUGUAUAUAGUACUCCUAAUUGUGUGCUACGGAAUAUUUGAAAAACUUUUCAGUGAGUAAUUUUGACAUUAUUG
Messenger RNA from Chenopodium quinoa (quinoa), 2202 nucleotides. RefSeq names its product MLO-like protein 13. The record is from RefSeq and is a predicted model, not a curated record. Gene Ontology annotation, biological process: defense response. The transcript has 14 exons. Bases 410 to 1924 code for a protein of 504 amino acids. Gene Ontology annotation, cellular component: membrane. NCBI's taxonomy places the organism in Eukaryota, Viridiplantae, Streptophyta, Magnoliopsida, Caryophyllales, Amaranthaceae.